AUGGCGAUUACCGGUUUAUUGGCAGUACAUAUUGGAUUCGUGGUAACCUAUGAAAAUAAGUCACAUGUCACUUGGCGUCAGUUGAAGGCAGACACUCCUGAAUUAUUGAUUUUCGAAGAUUUCGAUUUAAGUGGAUAUCGGAUGAAUGUCACGAUUCACGACAACAUCACUUCGAAUUCCGUGGUUUUCCCACCCAGGAAUAAGAUGGUAGUCGAUUUCGACCAUCUGCCACUGCCGUAUACGGGUCUCCAGAUGAAAAUGAAGUGUGCCGAAGAUUGGUACGGAUACUUUUGCCAUAACCACUGUGUGGUGAAAAACAAAUUGCGAUGUGAUGAGUAUGGAAAUCCGGCUUGUGCCCAUGGUUACUGUGGAUCGAAUUGUCACAAGUCCGGAUCGGACUGUCCACCCUUCGGAAAUUGCAGUUGCAUAAACGGUGGAGAAUGUAUACGCGGUAUCUCGGAAUCUGAGGCUAUAUGCCAUUGUCCAACAGGAUAUUGGGGUAAAGACUGCGAGGAGCUCGAAAUGUACAGGGUAAAACGAAAUUUUACGACAAAUUUCGGCGGGAACUUGACAGUUCCGAACAAAUUCUGGAAUCGAACCGAUAUCUAUCAACUAUUCGAAAAAUAUGGAGAGAAGUCUCGGACAUCCGGACACCAAGACGCACAGACAUAUCAGUCUUUCGGGAAAUUGGCGGAGAUUUGUGUGUUCAUCUGGUUAGUGACUACGAUGGGUUACUAUAUUGUCAAAUGUUGUGGAGAAUCGAAAAAUGAGAAGAAGAUUGUGGAGACUUCUGGAGAUGAGAAGAAGAAGACGUCAGAAGAGGAAAAGAAGUGUAUUCUGAUUGAAAUGAAUGAUAUGUGA
Caenorhabditis remanei is the source of this 861-nucleotide messenger RNA. RefSeq lists its product as uncharacterized. Gene Ontology annotation, cellular component: membrane. The record is from RefSeq and is a predicted model, not a curated record. The transcript has 4 exons. NCBI's taxonomy places the organism in Eukaryota, Metazoa, Nematoda, Chromadorea, Rhabditida, Rhabditidae. Bases 1 to 861 code for a protein of 286 amino acids. Gene Ontology annotation, biological process: Notch signaling pathway; cell fate specification; cell communication. Gene Ontology annotation, molecular function: Notch binding.